CGGUAAGUUAUUAAAGCUGAGACAGAUAGACCACGUUUCCAUCCCAACAAACUGCCACAGAUUAUUAAUUUGGUGGCCCAGCUAAGAUCACCCCAGAUUUGCCACUACUGAGUUUUACCUGCUCACUAAGUUCAUUACUCAGUAUUGUUUUAUUUAUUUGCCUCUUUACCCACCUUCUUAUCACAGAAGGUUAUGGAUGAUAAAUUCAGAAGGCUGCCUGACUGCACUAUAAACAGAUUGGAGUUGGAGAAUGGGAUCAUUUUUUCCACCCUUCAACAUGACCUUGGUACUAAUACCCCUGCUUUGGACUCUGAUCCCGAGCUGGACUACAUCAGCCAGAUUCUACUGGAGGAGGAUAGCAUUGGUUGGGACAACAAUGAUAACAUGUUCUUUGAUCCCAUUACUCUUAGUGCUGCUGAGAGUUCCUUCUAUGAAGCCUUGACUGGUAAUACUUCCUCACCUUUUCACAGUAAUUCUGGAAGCUCAGAUAUCACAUUUGGGAGCUCCAGUGAUGAUGUUGAUCACAUUGAAUCUAAACCAGUUGUAUCUAAAUCAUCUGUUGCGUGUGAUCCCCCUGAACUCGCCACCCGGUCUUCAUCAAGCCAGACUAGCAGCUUUGAUGAGCUAAAUGGUUCUUUGUGUAGCCUUGAUAGUCUUGAUUCGGUUCCCGAUAUAUUUUGUGAUGAACAUACUGAGUCCAUCUUAAAAUUACCUAGAGGUGUGAGGGAAGCUGGUAAAUGCCCAUUGCCUCCAGAGGCUAGAGGUGCCAUUGUCAAUAUAGAGAAGGACCGAUCAGAUGAGUCGUGUAGAGGAAAGAAGCAUCACCAUCCAGAUGAAAGUGGGCUGGAAGAUGAAAGAAAAAGCAAGCACUCUGCAGUGUAUGAGGAGAUUGAGUUAUCUGAGGUUUUUGAUAAAGUUUUACUGUGUAGUGAUGAUAAUGAAGCUUCAUCUAAAUCAUCUAGAGUUGGACGCACACAACACAAAGGGCAAAGUGCCCGCAAGAGUCAUUCAAAGAAAAGAGGAGAUAGUUGUGAAAUUCUGGACCUGGAGUCUCUUUUAAUCAGUUGUGCAGAAUCGGUUUCUUCUGCUAGUUAUAGGGCUGCAGAAGAUGAACUAAAGAAGAUCAGGAAGCACUCUUCGCCUAAUGGCGAUGCAAACCAGAGGCUGGCAAACUUAUUCGCUGACAGUCUUGAGGCACGGUUGGCUGGAACUGGCAUGCAGCUGAAUGCAGCCUUUUCUCCUAAUAACACCACAGUAUCCGAGUUCCAAAAAUUCUACUUGUCAUCUUUGCCAUUUAUGAGAGUUUCACUUUUCUUUGCGAAUAACAUGAUUUGUGAAGUAGCAUCAAAAUGUGCAUCACUGCACAUUAUAGAUUUUGGUAUUUUAUAUGGUGUCCAGUGGCCCACUCUUAUUCGUGAUCUUUCACAAAGAUUUGGUGGCCCUCCAAAACUUCGAAUUACAGGGGUUGAGCUUCCCCAACCUGGUUUUCGUCCAUCACAAAUGGUAGAAGAGACUGGUUUUCGUCUGGCAAAAUAUUGUGAGCGUUUUGGUUUACCGUUUGAAUACAAUUCCAUAACAGCAAAGAAUUGGGAGACACUUAAAACUGAUGACUUCAAGCUUGUGAAUGAUGAGGUGGUUGCUGUUAAUUGCUCUGGCCGAUUUGAUGACCUAUUGGAUGAAACAGCAGUUGUUGGGGACAACCCUAAGGAUGCUCUUUUAAACUUAAUCCGGGAAAUAAAUCCUCAUAUAUUUGUGCCGUCUCAGCGUAGUGGAGCUCUCAGCUCUCCUUUCUUUCCCACUCGGUUCCGGGAGGCUCUCUUGUACUACUCUACUGCAUUUGAUAUGUAUGAUGCUGCUUUACCAAGUCAUGGUCAUGAGAGGUCGAUUAUGGAAAAAGAAAUUAUGGGACGCGAUAUAAUGAAUAUCAUUGCAUGUGAGGGCAUGGAACGGCAUUUGAGGCCUGAAACAUACAGGCAGUGGCACUCCCGCAUUCUGAGGGCUGGCUUCAGCCCUGUACCCAUAAACUCUAAAGUUAUGAAGAAGACUAAGAAGUACAUAAGGAAGGCGAGGGUAGAAUACCAUAAAGACUUCCUUUAUAUGGAAGAUGGCCACUGGAUCCUACAGGGUUGGAAAGGUCGGAUUUUGACCUGCAUUUCUUGUUGGACAAGUGCACAACAGAUUCAAAGCCUGUAAUUGUAAAUGCAGUAACUACUGCAAGACAAUCUUUCAGCAUUUUGGGAACUUUACAGACUUGCAGUAACCUUUCUAGCAACAUUGUGAUUCCCAUUUCACGGCUUCCUGCAUUUCUGUGUCUUUAUAACAUGGCACGAUAGUUAUUUCAAAGAAUUUAAAGCCUUAAGUUCUGCCAAGAAAAGCUGUUUAGAGAACUUCAGUCAAGCGCGUUUUCUAGCUUUUCUUUUGUCCUUAAGAAAAACAAAGUAGAUUAGAUCAUAUCAAGGUGUUUGCCUAGCUUCAGUCAUUCCUCUUUCGAAAAGAAUAAUGUUUGCAGUAAUAUAUUAUUGGUGAUAUUAUUUAUGAUGGCUCAAAUCUAAGAUGAAACUUUGCUGCUGCUUCUUGAUGCGAAUGAUUUGUUUGUCAUAAUUUCUCCCGCUUUUUGUCUGGUUUAGUAAAUACGGCAUUGGAGAUAUUAUGCAUCUAUGAUUCCCCCCGUUUUAUACUUCAGACUUAUACAAACUUUAAUGAAUUAAUAUGCCGAAAGCAAUGGUUUGAUAGUCAUACAGAACUAGUCAUUCACUUAUAAAACUAGAAGUUUUUUUUUUGGCAAAAAACUGAACAUUUCAAAAAAAAACAAACUCACUCCUUGUGAUAAAGACUAAAAUUUUUUCCCUUUCCACGGCCUGGUUUAAAAAAACUACUUCAACAGGAAAUACAUACACAUCAACCUUACUUCGUAUCUAGCAGGAGGUCCAACACAAAAAGAAAGGAAAUGAGGCCUAAAUUAUUACCGCCCACGACCUCACCACCUGUUGUAUAAGAGCUACUACAUACUGCUGGCUACACCUUUAUCCAGUACAGAUGAGUUGCUAAACUACUGCUAAUAUAUCGAUCACAUCAUCUUGAGCUCAUCAUUUUUCGGUUUGUGAUCGAAGGGUUCCAAACAUCCAAUCCGUCCAUAUCGUGUAGUGGCCGUAAUUUUGCCGAUAAGUGGUGUGAUGAAUUGAGUGAUAGCUGAUAGGCAGCACCCAUAAAUUAUACUAGUACUCCGUAAAAAACAGCUUCCAUAUAUCAUACGAUUCCUCAAAUGAGGGAGGGAGGGAGGGGAGGAGGCUGUUCGGCUCUGUACUUCUUCUUCUGUCAUCCUCAAUUAGCCUCCUAGGGAUUUUACCGUUAAAUUAG
Cuscuta europaea is the source of this 3357-nucleotide messenger RNA. The record is from the annotation of a GenBank genome assembly. NCBI's taxonomy places the organism in Eukaryota, Viridiplantae, Streptophyta, Magnoliopsida, Solanales, Convolvulaceae.